Molecule: messenger RNA, 2778 nt
Organism: Coffea arabica (coffee)
Lineage: Eukaryota; Viridiplantae; Streptophyta; Magnoliopsida; Gentianales; Rubiaceae
Source: RefSeq, a predicted model, not a curated record
AUUGAGGUCCAAUUUGUUCUAAAUCCCAAAACGUGGCUUACAUCAACCAUAAACCAAUACAGUUAAUCUUGGUUUUAGCUUCUUCUUACUUUUUCCCAUCGCAUCCCAUCUGCUCUCUUUAUUCUCACUCUUUAUUAUCUAUUAAUGCAGCACUUCAAAGUUGAAACUUUUUGGUUCUAGAAUUGUGUUCUUUAAUACAGUUAUUUCUAGUUGAGGACUUGAAAGUGGUGGAGCUUAUUCUUCCAUGUGUUUUGCUGUUGUUUAAGGAGAAGUUCUAAGGUAAAGCUUGCUGUGGGAACAGAGUUGAAGUGGGUUUUCGUUUGUGAAUCCAGUUUCUGAGAUUAUCAGUUGCACAUCAUCAAGGUUGAGGCUGAGUUGUUUUCCACUUGAUGCUUGAACUUGGCACCUAAAUUGAAAUUAGAUUAGGACAUUUGAGCGCAGUAGAUGUUUUCAACUCGAUUACAAGCAGAAAAUGAGAAGCAAAGAUGUCCUGGAGAAAGAUGACCUGGAGGAAGAAGAUUCAUUGCAGUCUGUGAGCAAGAGUAGAGACUCAGCAGAAGGGAUUACUUUGUCUGAAGAUUUCCUGCCAAAGAAAGAGUCUGACCACAUAGUUGUUCUAAGCAUAUCGGGAAGAAAUAGUUGCAGUAGGCAGUGGUUCUUCCAAAAGCUCUAUGGUCUAGAUAAUGCAAUUCCGAAGCACAUUAUAACUUUUGAUGAAAAAUACCUUCGUCGCUGUCUGGAAUGGAUGCAUAUCAGUGCGUUUGGAGUAUUUUCAUGCAAUUUUUCGUCUAUUGGGGUCUUUCACAAUGACUUAAGUUCAAGAGGAAUUAGUAGUAGACGUGCAUAUGAUAUGGCUAGGUUAGUUAUUGAACAUCCAUUGGCUCUUUUAACAGAUAGUGUUGCAAUAAGUUCUGCAGGAGAAAGGAUUCUGGGCACAAUCUCUGCCAGCAAGAGCAUGAUAAACAUUUUGAGGAGCCCGUUGCUUCAUCAGUUGGGAGCCCUCGAUUCUAAUGCCAGCAAUGGAGGAAGAGGUCUAGUGGACAUCAAAGAAGCAGUUGCUUCUGAUUUUAUUAGCUCUCCUGUUAAAUUCAAUACCAGUAAGCCUAAUAAACUAAAGGACGUGGUGCUUGGAGACAAUGAAUAUGGAUCUGAGCCAGUGCACAAGAGACUGGCUUCUGUAUCAAGCACAAAUUCUACCAGCUCUGAUCAGUCUUCUUUCUCUGCAUCAGCUGCUAUUUUCCAAGGAAUGCUGCAGUGCACGUGGAAGGAUGGAUGCCCCAAUUAUCUUUUCUCUGUGGAUGAUCAAGGGGAGGUUUACGCUGCCAACUUACUGAAGAUCCAGUCACCAGAGGACAAGUCUCUCGACUAUAUUUACUCAUUUCAUUUAAAAUCAGGUCCCAAGAGAGACCUGAAUAUUCGGGAUAGAGAGUUAGAUCUUGUUGCUAAGAUGAAAGUGUCUACUUCAAUUACAUUGUGCCCCAGGAAUUCAGAAAUCAUGGAGACACAAUUUGUUUUGUUUGGUUCCAGUGAAAGUUGGAUGCAAGAGACCCAAACCUCAGUUAGUGUUCUUAAAAAGAACAAAGGGCUGACAAAGAAGGUAGCAGAUGUUUUCAGGACAAGCCAGUCUCGUAAGCAAAGAACGUCUUCAAAGUUAUGGGGAACGAGUAUUAUCCUUGAAGACACAUCCUGGGAGUCUUCUGAUGAUCUAUGUGACAAUUUUGAUCAGAGUCCGGCCAAUCUUCUGGAAAAUGACGUUCCACCAAAUCUUGAGUUGGCUGCCAUAGUUGUGAAGGACCAUAUACCUCACAAACCUGAGGAGCCAGAAAUUGGUGGUUGGGGUUUGAAAUUUCUGAGGAAAUCUGGCAACAUCCAGACUGAUGCAGUUUCAGAAAAUUCAUCAAUUUCAGAAUGUGGCCAACGAGAUGGUGGAGAAUGCUCAACAAGCAUGAAUAUUCUAGUUCCAGCAGGUUUUCACGGUGGACCAAGAGCCAGGAAAGGCGGGCCAUCAAGCCUCUUGGAGAGAUGGCACUCCGGUGGGCAUUGUGAAUGCGGAGGUUGGGAUAUUGGGUGCCCGCUCACUGUAAUCAGUACAAGAACAAACAGAAAUGAGAAUCUGCCCCAUUCAGAUAAUUCUGGAGAGUGCAAGACAGUUGACUUCUUUGUAGAGAACUCAUAUCAUUCUUCCAUGAGGAACUCAGACAGAUGCUUUCUUUUGCUUUACUAAGCCUAAUUGGUCAAGGAGAAAUGAAAAGGAAGGAAACUUCCUGCAACACAGCCAUGCGUUCACAGAUGAAGAAUCAGGAUAACUUUUUCCCCUUUGAAUUUUGCAGGGUUCCCGGCAAAUUUCACCUAUCAUGAAAAUGACAAACAUUCAUGAUGGCUUAUACUAUAUUCAUUUCCAGUCGACUCUGUCAGCCCUCCAGUCUUUCUCAAUUGCUGCAGCAAUUAUUCAUAGUAAUAGUCCUUCGCUUCGACCCAAAUUGUACAGGAGUUGAAACCACAUAAUUCAGGAUUCAGGAUUAAUGUAGUUCCAUCUCUCAAAUCAUAUCAAAGUUCGUAGUUUGUAGUUAACAUAGUAUACAUAAUGUUGAGGUACCAAGUUUGAUUGUCAUGGUUCUGGCUUUUGUGCUGUCCUGCUGUAUUUGUAGUUGAGGCUACUAAACUCAAACUGUAUCUAAACUAUCUGCUGCUGCCAACAGGAAAAAAAAAAAAAGAAAAAAAGAAAGGGAAACAGAAUUCUUGAUAUGUUUUAACAAUUCUGUAGGUAAGUACUUGCUC